AUGUUAACGACAAUUAAUUACCACAAGAAAUGUAUCGCCAACAAAAGAAAUCGUCUCCGUAUAGGACUCCUUGGAAAUCCCAUAACAUGCGACUGCCUCAUGAUGGAUUUUAUUGAAAACUACCGCAGUGAAAUAGACAGCGAUACCGAAUGCUUCCAACCCAGCAAAUUGAAAGAAAAACUUGUUACAGAGCUUCUCAGAAAUGAAACCCGUUGCCUUCUACCAGAUGAGUGUCCAGAGAAAUGUAUGUGCUCAACGCAAGAAUUCAACAAAACGCUGGAAAUAGAUUGCCGUAACGAGAAUUUGAUAUCAUUCCCUUUAUUAAACUCGAUUGAUCCAUGGCUUUCAAUGAUGAAACUCAACAUAUCAAACAACAGUAUCGAACAGCUCCCGUCAUAUGAACUGUGCCCACUUUGCAAUUUGAUCACGCAUCUCUUAGCAAGAAACAACUCUAUAGCUUCUUUGAAUUUCAGCUGGCCUUCCAAUCGUCUUGAAGUGAUCGACCUGUCCAAUAAUUUCCUAUCAAAUCUGUCUGACAUCGACCAUCUAUUGAAUCGGACCCAGCAAAGCGCAUCGAUUCUCAUAUCAGGAAAUCGUUUCCAAUGCGAUUGUGACUCCAUUCCAUCAAUGCAGCGCAUCCUGGCUCAAAAAUCAAGAAUCCUGGAUUACGAUCAGCUCCUCUGCAUAAACAUCGGACAACAUCCGAACCGUAUCACCCUGAGUCAGCUUUGUAAGAAUCAUCAGACAGUGCUGAUAACGAUAUCAGCGUGGAGUCUUUUCGUGCUGGUGGUUCUUUGUGCGUGUAUCGAGAUCUACCUCCGUCACGAAACGACCAUCAAAAUUUGGCUCUAUUCCCACAAUCUAUGCCUGUCAAUCGUCACCGAGGAAGAACUCGAUCGAGACCGCUUGUAUGACGCCUUCAUCGCGUAUGCUCACGAAGAUGAACAGUUCGUGGCCGAAAACCUGCUUCCGGUGCUGGAGUCAAGUCCGUUCAAUUUUCGCAUCUGCAUACAUGUUCGGGAUUGGAUUCCCGGGGAGUCCAUUCUCAAUCAGAUCAACCAUUCGAUCGAUUCUUCCCGUCGAACCAUCGUGGUCCUUUCGAAGAACAUGCUUCGAUCGACCUGGGGACAGCUGGAGUUUCGGACGGCGCAUCUCAACUCGCUGACCGAACGAAGAGUCCGGGUGAUAGUCAUCAUCCUUGGAGACAUCGCAAGCGAGCAGCAUCUUUUCGACGAGGAUUUGCAGGCUUACCUGAAAAGCAAUACUUAUGUCCAGUGGGGUGAUGCGUGGUUUUGGAAGAAACUACGGUACGCGAUGCCCCAUUCUGUUGAUACGAAGGGGUUAAAAUCUUCUGUUACCGAAUUUAAAUUACUACGAUUAAAUCACGAUUUUAACCCGUAUGAAACAAAGACAUGUAAAUAA
Messenger RNA from Uranotaenia lowii, 1422 nucleotides. Its product is annotated as protein toll-like. Bases 1 to 1422 code for a protein of 473 amino acids. Gene Ontology annotation, molecular function: protein binding; transmembrane signaling receptor activity. Gene Ontology annotation, cellular component: membrane. Gene Ontology annotation, biological process: innate immune response; toll-like receptor signaling pathway. Lineage: Eukaryota; Metazoa; Arthropoda; Insecta; Diptera; Culicidae. The transcript is spliced from 3 exons. The record is from RefSeq and is a predicted model, not a curated record.